GGACCGCGUGAUGGUAGGAAGGACGAUAUUGAUAACUGAUGUUAGACCGGCAGGACUGUAUGGUGUAACGGCCCGCUCGUUCGUUAACAUAACACUGGACGAAGAUCUGGAAGGUGGUCGGUCCUACCUCGAGGUGAAAUACAACGGGAAUGAUUUACUUGCCCGCAACUGGGAAUUAUGCAACCUCGACGAGGAUUAUGGGGAUGAAUGGCAGAUAUACUGCCCGUUUUCAUCAGGGGAAUAUUCGUUUGUGAAAGAAUGUCAAAUCCCCACAUAUCUUCCAAGGGGCCGAUACGAGACAACGGUUUGGAUAACGGACCAAAAUGACAAGGUGGUCAUCUGUGGAUUUUCUAACUUUACACUUUGAAAAUAUUGCCUCCAACGAGAACCCUUAUAAAUGAAUAUGAAGCCACUUCGAACA
Molecule: messenger RNA, 421 nt
Organism: Mya arenaria
Lineage: Eukaryota; Metazoa; Mollusca; Bivalvia; Myida; Myidae
Product: putative phosphatidylglycerol/phosphatidylinositol transfer protein DDB_G0278295
Exons: 3
Coding region: 11-367 (118 amino acids)
Source: RefSeq, a predicted model, not a curated record